AUCUGACGUCAGCAGAUGGACCGCACCAUUCUGUCUGCCGGGGGUAAUUAUUGUAUUUCUCCGGUGCCUCGAUGCUGAAAAAUACAAGGAGUCAGUUUCAGUGAGUAUUUUGUGUAACAAAACGGAUGUGAAAGCGGGAGAAGGAAACGGUGACUUUUACCAAGGCUUAUUUUCUGUUGCUGUAUAUGUUUGAGUUGAGACCUUCCCUCCUCCCCCAUGGGUGAUCAGCUGUGAAACUGUGCUGUUCCAGAACAAAAACAUCAGAGAGAGAGAAGCACUGCAAUCCAACACACAGAGAGCAGAGAAUAAAAUCACCUUUAUACAGGUAUGGGGGGAGCAUUGUAAUACAGGUGGUAAAUCUGAUCACCCCAGGUACAUAGAUACAACAUCAGUACACAGAAAUAUACAGAGAGCCAGGCUAAAUCAGUACACAGAAAUAUACACAGAAAUAUACAGAGAGCCAGGCUAAACAUCAGUACACAGAAAUAUACAGAGAGCCAGGCUAAAUCAUCAGUACACAGCUAAACAUCAGUACACAGAAAUAUACAGAGAGCCAGGCUAAACAUCAGUACACAGAAAUAUACAGAGAGCCAGGCUAAACAUCAGUACACAGAAAUAUACAGAGCCAGGCUAAACAUCAGUACACAGAAAUAUACAGAGAGAAAUAUACUGAGAGCCAGGCUAAACAUCAGUACACAGAAAUAUACAGAGAGCCAGGCUAAACAUCAGUACACAGAAAUAUACAGAGAGCCAGGCUAAACAUCAGUACACAGAAAUAUACAGAGAGCCAGGCUAAACAUCAGUACACAGAAAUAUACAGAGAGCCAGGCUAAACAUCAGUACACAGAAAUAUACAGAGAGCCAGGCUAAACAUCAGUACACAGAAAUAUACAGACAGCCAGGCUAAACAUCAGUACACAGAAAUAUACUGAGAGCCAGGCUAAACAUCAGUACACAGAAAUAUACAGACAGCCAGACUAAACAUCAGUACACAGAAAUAUACAGAGAGCCAGGCUAAACAUCAGUACACAGAAAUAUACAGACAGCCAGACUAAACUAAACAUCAAGACUAAACAUCAGUACAGAGAAAUAUACAGACAGCCAGACUAAACAUCAGUACACAGAAAUAUACAGUGAGGCUAAACAUCAGUACACAGAAAUAUACAGACAGCCAGACUAAACAUCAGUACACAGAAAUAUACAGACAGCCAGACUAAACAUCAGUACACAGAAAUAUACAGACAGCCAGGCUAAACAUCAGUACACAGAAAUAUACAGAGCAAGACUAAACAUCAGUACACAGAAAUAUACAGACAGCCAGGCUAAACAUCAGUACACAGAAAUAUACAGAGAGCAAGACUAAACAUCAGUACACAGAAAUAUACAGAGAGCAAGACUAAACAUCAGUACACAGAAAUAUACAGAGAGCAAGACUAAACAUCAGUACACAGAAAUAUACAGACAGCCAGGGUACAGAAAUAUACAGACAGCAAGACUAAAAAUCAAUGCAUGAACAGGGAGAGUAGUUACAGAGAUAAAUGCUAAAUAUACAGAUAACAGGGAAAAACAUCAAACAGAAAUAUGCAUAGAGAUGGGGUAAAUAUCACAAAGAAAUAUGCAGAGAGCUGAGGUAAAUAUCACACAGAAAUAUGCAGAGAGCUGGGUAAAUAGUGCACAGAAAUAUACAGAGUGAUAAACAUCACUACACAGAAAUCUACAGAAAGCAGGGGUACAUAUCACUACACAGAAAAUGAAAGAGAUGGGGUAAAUGUCACUACAUAAAAAAUAGAGGGAGCUAGGGUAAAUAUCAGUAUACAGACAUCUAAAAAAGAAAAGCUAAAUAUCAACAGGUAAACAAAGAGAAGAGCUAAACAGCAACAUGCAUACAUAAACAAAGAACUGGGCAAAACAUCACACAGUUCUACUCCGAGAUCACUUGGCUAAUACUAUUAUUAUUAUUAUUGCCAUUUAUAUAGCGCCAACAGAUUCCGUAGUGCUUUACAAUGUUAUGAGAGGGGAUUUAACUAUAAAUAGGACAAUUACAAAAAACUUACAUACACGAUAGGUUGGAAAGGACCCUGCUCAAACGAGCUUACAGUCUAUAGGAGGUGGGGUGUAAAAUACAAUAGGACAGGAAAUAUCAAAUAGGGUGGGAGUAAAGCAGAGCUGGAGGAGAGAAUAGAGUGCUGCACUUUAGGAGAGCGCAAGAGACAGGUAUGUGAGGUAGAGGUUACUCUGGGAGGCCAUAAGCUUUCCUAAAGAGAUGGGUUUUAAGGCACUUCUUAAAAGAUGCAAGACUAGGGGAGAGUCUGAUGGCGGUAGGCAGGUUAUUCAAUAGGAAGGGAGCCGCCCGCAAGAAGUCCUGCAAGCGUGAGUUGGCCAUUUGGGUGCGAACAACGGACAGAAGGUGGUCAGGGGCAGAGCGGAGAGACCGAGAAAGGACAUACACUAGUACCCUGUGUUAAAUUCAAGGUCACUGUACUUAGUUUAGUUAUCACUAUGUAAUAAAACACUAACCGAUUCCAAGUAGAGAGCUAAAACAGAUAUAUAACAUAAAUGUGUGGUUCAGUAUCCUUUGAUUUCGGUAUCUGUUCAUAACUGGAGAUAGAACAACAUGAGAUUUAACCCCUUAAGGACCAAACUUCUGGAAUAAAAGGGAAUCAUGACAUGUCACACGUCAUGUGUCCUUAAGGGGUUAAAAAAAAACAUCUUGGACAGCCCUAUACACUGAAUCUAAAUUCUGUAUUGCAGUCGUUAUCUGUAUUAGAUUAACACCAGGAUCAGAACUUUUAAUUAUAUGCACACGGUUUGAACUGCAAGCAAAACCGCUGGAUCCUGCACUCUAAACCUCUUUCCCAGCGCUUUUCAUCUGGUCUGACCAAUCGACAGGAAAGGUAAGAGAAAACCUGUUCCUUGUUUCUAAAAACCAAGUUUUUGCAUCUCAGAAAGAAUAAUUUAAUCUCUCUGAGAAUGUUUGUUUUUUUCCAUCCUGCAGCAUUUAUACUCGGUAUGCAUUCUAACAGCUAAUGCCUUAGAAAUAAAUGUCAGCAUAUUUAAAAAGAGAAAUAUAGAGCAUGGCUAUGUUUUGAUUAUGCUCUAGAAAAUUAUUUAGUGCACCAUUCUGCAUAAUGUCUUAAUCCUGUAUCCAUGUUGCAGAUGAGCAGUGUUCCCUGUUUUAUUUUAGUUUUCAGACCCGAUGUCUGUAAAUAUCAUGUUCUCAAUGCAGGGUGACACCUUGCCUUGUAUGGUCUGGAUUAAUUGGCCAGCCCUCAUUAUUCAAUGACCUUGGCUCCCAGCUGGUCUCUAUGUCCUAUCAACUUACAUAGGAUAGACAGCACGGAAGCCUCACGCUUUCUGUAAAAGACUUAACCGAUAUGUUUAUCUGGUUUGCAGUGCAGGAAUUUGUGAGAAUAGUUCGACCCUCUAAUUUGUGCAUUCUAUUAGAUUAUUAACUAAAAAUUACUUUGUUUUUCUGAUAAAGUUGGAGACUAGGGGGCAGAUGUAGCAAGACAUGCAUGUGCCAUUUUGGGUAUAAAGUGCUAAAUGUAAAGAUGUAUGUUAUUAUUUUCUAUGGUGAUGUCACCAUAUUUAGCAAACAGUACCUGCAUUGCCAUGAUAAAUCUAUUAAGACAAAAACUUGUUAGGCUUAGACAGGUACUCUGAUGGAGCAGAGUCCUAAAUAAGAAGCAAUCACCAUGGAAACCAAUAGAAUAUUUAUAGACAUUUUAACACUUUUCCAGAAUAGCAUCAUUUUGUCUUGAUAACACUGCAUUUUCAAAUCUCUUCAUAUAUACUGACAGAUCAGUGCAUUUUAACGUUUUCUAAAUAAAAGACAAACUUUUCUCCCCCUUAAUUUUAACUGAUUCUUUCUUCUGCUAGCACUGUCAGAUACACUAUUUAGAAGACAGUGGGCCUAGAUGUUUUCGUAGCUGCUGUAAACCCCACCUUUUUUGAGAGGACUAGGGUUUCACAUCAUGUCAAACGGAUCAUGGUGCAGCCAAUAGAAACUUUUAGAUUUCCAUAGCUAUUAAAAGCAGCCAGCGCUGGGGAGAACAAAAGAUUUCAUUUCAGUUGUAGAUUUGUAGCACAGCUGCCUUCAGAUGUGGAGAAACAGAAGCGCUUUAUAAAAUAAUGCAUGAGAUCAAGUUAUGGAACAUUGAUCUGAGCAUAGUUGCAGUAAGGUAUCAGAUUGACAGCAUCAUCAACUAGCUUGAAAUUAGUACAUUUUUCCAUCAACAGUUUUCAUUAGAUUUGCAAUUCUAAUAUAUAUAUAUAUAUAUAUAUACAUUUAUGACUCACACAUUUGCCAGUUUUAUAGUGUACCAAGUAGCAUUGUAUUCAAAUGCAUGUCUGUUUGUUCUCCUAUUUCGAUUUACCAUGUACAAAUGCCAUGAAAUGUUAAUGAAAAAAGUUGCCAUGUACCACGUACAAGUCAAAUCCUGCGAGAGGGAAAUCAAUUAAUAAGGAAAGGGUUCCAAAAUAUCUGCCUUGAUUCCCAUCCUGCAGCAAAUAAACACUACUAUAUAGGGCAUCACUUUGUCAUAUUAAGAAGCUGGUGUCAAUAAAGCACAUGCAAAACAAAUAGGCACUUGUUCAGUAUGUCAUUAUUUUUUAUGUAACGCCAAAAUAGUCAACCUGAUAUAGCCGAGUUGGAGCAUUGUUGUUCCAAUUUGGCUAUUUUGGCCUAAUCUUUAAUUAUCUGUAAUUUCAGGUAUAGUGAAGAAGUGCCACUUGAGUGUUGUCUGACCUCAAAUCAACCAGGUUGCCAAGGAAUCUUCUUGGCACACCAUUAUCAUUACAUAUAUGUAAUGGUAUAAUUCAUUGAUGCAUUGUUUUUUUGUUUGUUUUUUUUAAAGCGUAUCUGUCACUGUCUGGGCACUCUGCACAAUUUGCAAAGACUCCCAAUGGUGACAUCGACCCUGGGGGUUUGUUGGCCAGAGAUAGGGGCAGUCAAAGGGUGAGUUUUCUUACCUGAACCUUUCCCUUGCGCUCGCCGCCAUCAUCUUCUGUCUGCUCCUGGCACUUCAGCUGCUAGGAGCUGGGAUGUCUAAACAGCAUUAUAAGUCCCUGGGCAAAGCACUGUACUGGGGCCGUGCCUACACAACCACUCACAAGAAUGAAUAUGUAAAUUAUCAAAAAUUUAAGCUUAUAUUUAUUGGUAUCUCAAACAAAAUCAGUGUUCAAUCAUGUUAAAAAAACAUGCUGUACAGCAGAGAUUAAUCCACGCAAACAUUUAGUAGUUAGCAGGGGGAGACAAUUCACGUGGACUUUUAAAAAUAUUAGAAGAACUUUAUUAUAGCUUUGCUGUUUCAGCUAAUUAUAUGUAUUGAUUUUGUCUGGCUUACGUACAAUUAGUAUGUGUGUAUUGUUUUCAUCAAGGACAAGAUACACAACAGCAAGAUCAAAACAUUUUAAUAAAGAGGGUUUGAAGGUUCUAAAUAUGUCUACCUGAAUAAUAUACAGAAAAGUUGACAUGCUUUUGGGGCCCCUAUCAUUGUGGGGCCCCCGGGCAAUUGCCAAGCUUGCCCUUGCAUUAAGCCACAGCGCUGGCCAGGAGCCUUUGUUCCUGCUGUACGCUCGUGCAUGCGAGAGAACACAAUGUUGACAUCUGUGGAAGAUCCUACGAGAACAAGGGAUCCACCAAAGAAAGAGCUAAUUUCCCUGUACCCAAAACUGAUGACAGCUGGGGGAAAUGACAAUCUUGGCGGAGGCUCCUCUCCGCCCAGUGUCAAGCUUUGUCAAGUGGAGGAGAAAUACUGAGACAAAGUAAUCCGUAUUUUCCUCAACCAGAGAAUUUCAUAAAGAUUGUGUCCUUAUGAAAUACUCCUUUUGGAGUGCGUGUGACAAUGCUGCUGUAAAUAGAGAAUAGCUUGUCUAUUUACAGGAAUGUGUUCACUAAACAGGCACAAAAUAAUUAUAUUUAUAUUUUAUUGUAGGCCAAAAUAUCCACAGCUGAAAAGUAUCUCCAGUUAGGCUAAUGCAAAAAGUAGGAGAAAAAAGUGCUAGUUUGAAAAGUUCACAGCUUGUGUAUUUUUGGUAGAUGGAUAUUCAACUUACUAUAAUUUUGUGUUUAAUUAAACAAAUGGCUGUAUUAUCUGCAUUAUUGCAAUUUAUGGCAUUAUGUGAUUAUAUGUUAAAUGUGAGUAUUUUUAAUGGAAUUGCGCUCAAAUUAAAGCUCAUGUUUGUUAAUUUGCAGAGUUUGGGGAAAAAAUGCCAUUCGGUAAUGAUAAAAGCAGCGGUAGCGAUGGUCAACUGAGUGAUUCUGACUCAUCACGCCUGUCGGAAAGCAUGAGCGACUCUCCAAGAGAUAGCUUUACCAGUGAUUCUUCAAGCAAGCAUGCGUCCCCAGUCUGUUAGUCUGAUUUGGCUUUCAUUUCAAAUCAUGUCUAUCUUGAUAAUUGCGAUUCCAGAUCGAGUCAUAUUGUUAUGGCAUCUUCAUAUGUGUUCAGUAGUGCUAAUUAUACACAGCAAUGGAAUGUGCAGAUGCUUAAUUAGCAUUCCAGUAUUAUGAUUGCACGUGUAGGAAAGUCUUCUGGGAUCGCACAAAAGACUGGUCACAAACUUGUAGUAGCUUCAGGAAAUGCCUCUUUAAUAUAUAUGUUGAAACUCGCAGUAUAGUAACAUGAAUCAAAUGUUUUGCAAUGCAUAGCUAUCUAAUGAUGGGAAGCACUAAUUUAAAGGCACCCAAUAAUCUCACUCCAGUUUUUCUCAAACCAUAUUUUAGCAGCUUAGCCAAGCGAUCAUUGCUAUCAAAAUAUGAAUGAUCUGUGCAUCAGCAGCAGAAGGGCUUAGCUUUGGGUUCCAGGAGAGCCCAGUUUUGUUUUGUUUUUUAUCAUACUGCUUCAUACAGUUUGACAGAGACUCAAGGGACAGCACUCUAAAACAAUUGCACAAUUACCACUGCAGUACACUGUAAUGGUUACACUGCUUGAGGUGCCCAUUUUAACAAUAUUUUUCAACUGUACUGGGUUUGGUGGGACAGUCUCAAAUUUGUGAUCCUGUCCAGCCUUCUCAGGUUUGCUCUCUGGCGUCCUGCAUCAGGUGACGCAAGACAGCAAGUCCUCAUAAGGUAUAGCUAUAGUACAUCAUUGUACAUACGUCAAUGGGCUCGGUGGGUGUGACCAACUCGUGUCCAGUCAUCCUGGCACGCAUUCACGUAAGGCUGAUAUACCUCCUUUUUCAGUUGCAUCACUCUCAUCAUCCCAGUUCCAUACUUAUUGGGAGGAAUGAUUUCUAACUAGUAAUGCUAGACUAAUUGUAUUAGACAUGUUGAAAUUUGAAUUACUAGCUUAAAGUAAAAUCAAAAAUCACUUUGUAUAUGAAGGAUACAUUUGAAAACCCACAUUAAAAAAUGUAAAGUCCUAUCAUACUAGCCAGACCUUAAAUGUUACUCACCACUACAAGCUAUAUUUUAUCCCCCGAGAACGAAUUUCCUUUUUUAUUUUUGUAAUGCAGCGACAAAAGCACAGACACGUAUAGACAUGUGACCUUGAAACAAAGGAGGGGUAUCUGAGAAAAGAUAAUGUAAAUAUCAGCAUAUCUGCACAAUUUUGUAAAUUAUACAAAUAUUAAUAAAGCUUAACCACAUAAGAAGGAAAAAAAACACAAUAGCUUGUCUCAGAUAUAGUUCUCCUUUUAGCUGUAAACCACCAAGUUAGACUAGCCUAAAAAGAAGCAAGUGAAACAUACACAGUAGUAAGAUGGCCAGGCAAGAAAGUUUAAUAUCAUCGGACCCUCCAAGCUUGUAAAGCUGCUGUAAUAAAAAAUAAAGGUAAGUAUCUUAGCAGCAAAGUAAAAGCUGAAAUGGCAGAAAGUCUCAGGAGCUGCUCUGUAAUGCAACCAGUCAGCAUGGCAGUGAGCCCCCGCUCCCAGGAGGAGGAGUGAAUUUCUACUUGCUAGUGACAAGUGUAAAUUUUGAGCCCUGCCUAUAGCGUUUGCAACAUACUUGUAUAUAAUUGUGUGUCCUUUUUAAUUUGGUUAGUUUUGACCAACCUCUAUCCUCUUGUCUACUGCAGCAAGUCCUCCGAAAGCAGUGACCUUUGAUGAAGUCAUGGCGACCACAAGAAACAUGUCUAAUUUAAUGCUGGCCCAUGAAAUUGUAACAAAUGAAAAUUUCCAUUUGGAUACCAUCGAUCCUCCAAAAAACAGGUAUGUUUUGCAGUUUGGCAAUUUUCUCUUUAAAUUCUUUAUUUUGUUGUGCACGAAAAAUACAAAGACGCAAAGCAAUGCCACAACAGCUAUUGACAGUUUUUAGGUUAACAUUUAAAGACAAUUGUUUGGCAUAUGUGAACAUUGCACAUUUUAUGUUAUAAAGUAGUUUCAACAAUGGUUAAACCAACACGUCAGUUGUAAGGUGAGUUAGACUAGGUACUGAUUCAGGUUAACAGACUGACUUAUACCAUAACAUUGCUAACAAAUAUCAAGAACAUGCUAAGUGUUCUAUGCUUUUUAGCUAAUAAAAGGAAAAAUAUAACAUGCUAGUAAGAUAUAACUGGCUAUUACUGCACAAUGUUAAAUUAGUGAAACAUGCUUAUGCAGGGUAUGUCAGUGGAUUCUCGGCUUAAAACUGGGUACAUAUCCUGACAAUUUAGUUUCGAAAGACAUAUGAACUUGCUAGGUAGAUUCAGUGAAAAUUGAAAGCAAAUGGAUUCAAAGCAAAAGUCCCUGUUGCCAAGAGUGUCGGUGGGAGACCUGCUGGGACCGGAAGGACACCCGCCAGUCCAGGGGGUGGGGAUGGAGUUCAGAUGUCCGCUCCAAGUGUCAGGAUGUGGCGUCUGGAAAGUGUCCAUCCCUCCGACACCUGACAGGCUUGAAGGCCGCAGCAAGUGAGGGGAGUGUAGUCCGGUUUAGGAAAGUGCUGAGUCCGGUGCUAACUGAGUCACCAGAUUCCCCACUAUGCAAUGAGUAACUUCUCGGAGCUGAAAACUUUAGUUUGGUAGAAACAUAGCUUAUUUAGCAGGUGUUACUCAGGAGCUCUGCUUGCCAUCUCUUUAAUGGACAUGUUUUACCUCUGGGCUUAUGAGACAAGUGCAUGUUUGAAAAAUUAAUAGUGCAGUCCAGUCUAGCACUUUUCUAACAAAGAACUCUGACUCGUUGAUCUCCUAUCUUCAUAACUGAAGACAAAUUAAGUUUAGGUUUAAAUCCACAGCAUUUCAUCCUAUAACUCUUAUUAGCAUCCAUUUUAUUUCAACAUUGAUACUUGUCGAAAGUAUAUAGUGUUCUGUAAUUGGAGGGGAGGCAAUUUAAAUUUUGUAAAAACCCCAAAAAGUUACCUGCGGGUAAUUUUUCCUGUCCACAUUUAAGUAACUUGAGGUUUUAGUAUCACUCCAAUGGCCAUUAAAGUAUAAGCUCACCUGCCACGUCAAGGCAAACCUCCUUGGCGAGUCCUACACAAACAAUUCACCUUGCUUCUUUAAACUAUAAAGCAAAAUCUCUAAUGAGACAAGGAGGGGUAUUUUUUAGACCCCUACAUACUUAUUAACCCUUAAUAGGGAACACAUGGUGUGAGCGGCAGCACUAUAACAUGGCUGUGUAAUACAAAAGCAAAUACAAACAUGCAGAAUUAAAGGACCACUAUGGUGCCAGUAAAACCUGGCACUAAAGGGUUUUUAGGUCCCCCCACCCCCCCUCAGAGUCCCACUCCCGCUGACUGAAGGGGUUAAACACUUACCUUUCUCCAGCGCCGGCAAGAGCUGCGCGCGCAUUCAAACAGUCCAUAGGAAAGCAUUUCUCAAUGCUUUCCUAUGGACGUCCAGCGUCUUCUCACAGUGAUUUUCAAUGAAACAGCCACUAGAGACUGGAUUAACCCUAGUGUAAACAUAGCAGUUUCUCUAUGUUUACACUAGGGUUAAUCCAGCCUCUAGUGGCUGGAUUCUCUGAAACUGCUAUGUUUACAGCUGCAGGGUUAACACUAGAGGGACCUGGCACCCAGACCACUUCAUUGAGCUGAUGUGGUCUGGGGGACUAUAGUGAUCCUUUAAGUCCUGCACUCAAACAAAUUUAAGUUUUGAAAGCAAAAUCAAGAGAAACAGAUAUGAGAUGGCAAAAAUACUGAAACUCAGACUGAGAGAGAGUGUGUUUUUUUAUGUGUGUGUGUGUGUGUGUGUGUAUAUAUAUAUAUAUAUAUAUAUAUAUAUAUAUAUCUCUAUUAAAAUCUGAAAUUCCCUUGUGAUUUCUUGGCCAGUCCCAGUGUAGUGAAUAACUCUGUAAAAAAAACACACACUCGAUUCAAACCAAAAUAUUACACCGUCUGUAAGAAACCCAUUCUAUUACACAAAAUAUUUGUCCAAUUAUUUAACCCUUAGCUUGGUUUUAUCACUGUAUGAUUACAGGGAUGAUACAUAGCAUUUUAUUGUGCAACAGUUAAAAACGUGCAUUUACUGCACCUCUGACUCCUUACUCAUUUGUGAAUACCAACCUGAGCUAUUUCCUUACAUUGAAUUUGUCUGACUGGAGAUCACAUUAACCAUUGCUUUGUAACUUGCUAGGCGUUUAUAAGGCAGUAUGUCAUUUUAGCCAGAUAAACAGGUAGUACAUCAAAUCUAGGGGAGUAGAGGGAUCAGACUCUGCUGAAUGUCAGGCUUUGAAGCCCGCAAUUCUUUUUUUCUGGAAAGCAUACAAAAACCUUGUUUGAUGUAACUCGCAGACAGUCCUGCUAUUCUUGAUGGCACAAUGUUAAAAGUGGCCUUUACAGUUUCUGAACAAAAAAAAGCGACUUCUUUCUUUUUGUUUUAUACUGUAAAUGCUAAAGAUCUAGUUAAAUAAGAGAGACUUGCUUAGCCAGUUUUUUUUUUCUUUUUACAAUGAAUUAUCAAACUCUUUGUUGUAUGUGUAGAAAAUGCUCACAUGUUCAUGUUUUAAGUUAGCAAGCACUUGACUUUAGUUUUUGAUUUUGAUUUUGCUUUUGUGUAUUGAACAUUAAAUAAUGGUAUAAUUAUUUUCUCUAUGUUCGUGUAAUUCAUAGUUAUUCAAAAUGUUUUUUUGGUCUUAACUUAUUUAUUUAAAUUGAUACUUACUGAUUUUCUUUAACUCCAACAGUUUAGAAGGAAAGGUAAAGCAGAUUGUUCACAAAGCAUUUUGGGAUUGCUUGGAGUCAGAAUUGAACGAAAAUCCCCCCCAGUAUGAACACGCAAUCAAACUGUUUGAUGAAAUUAAAGAGGUGAGUUACAGGACUUCAUGAUAUAUAAUUUUUGUUCCAUCAAAAGCCUUUUUUUUUUGUUGUUGUUUUUUUGUGUUUGUUUUUUUCUUUUAAAUGAAACAUAAGCAGAAUUAAUUUCUUAUUCAAAAAUUGCGCAAAUGAGCAGACUUUUUUAAAAAAAAAUUUUAAAUCUAAGAGAUUCAUGUUUCAUAUAAAUACAUCUGAAACCAUCGGGCCGCACCUUUGAUAAGUUUCCUUGUGACACUUACAUUGUGAAAAAACGUUCAGGAAAGGUUUGUGGGAGUUGUAGUCCUCUAACAAGCAAAAGCCUAUAUCAUCACAGAACAAUUCAAAUAAACUCUAAAUCUGUUUGCUGCUGCUCAGUCUUACAAAAGAGGCAUAUUUAAAAUUUCAAAAAACCCAUCGCCUACCUGCGAGGCAGGACUCCAUGUAACCUACAGCACAAUAUUAUCUGCCGUCUUAGUUGUUGAUGAUUUUUAUCUUUACUGUUGUCACACUAUUGAUGGUAGUAAGAUGAUAGUAUUUUUUAUACUGUUAUUAAUUUUUAUUGACCUGAUGUCUUUUGUUUGUGUAACUCUUCUAGAUUUUGCUUUCCUUCCUAACACCCGGUACAAACCGGUUGCGAACCCAAAUCUGUGAAGUGUUAGAUGUGGACCUUAUAAGACAGCAAGCCGAACAUAACGCAGUGGAUAUUCCAAAGCUUGGAAGUUAUAUUAUUAAUAUAAUGUCUAAGUUAUGUGCUCCGGUCCGAGACGAAGAUAUUAGAAAGUUGAAAGCAAGCGGUGACGUUGUACAAAUGUUAAGGUUGGUAUACAGUUUUACUUAGUAUAGUAAUUGCAGAUUAUCCUACCUUAGUGCAGUGAUAAUCCUAAUUUUAGUAAUGCCAGGAGGCAAAUAUUUUCCUUUCUUUAUUGUCUUUCCAUAGCGGCAAAGAAAAACUCAACCAAUCAGAUCAACAAACACAGGUUUUUAAAAACCUCCCUACAGAAACACAAUCCUCUUUCUUUGGUGGAAUGUAGAACAUAACAAUUGACAUUGAAUUGUAACUUGAAAUGUAGGUCUUGCAAAACAUCUAUCAUAGAUGGGGCUGUUCCUGGUGAUAUUACACUGAAACAGAGCAAAAACGAUUUUGAUAGAAAUUGCACUUUAACUGUUUGCAGACAUUAACAAAAAAAACGAAGAAAAAAAACGAAAAAAAACAAAACAAUACCAUAUUAAGGCAUAUAGAAUCAAUCUGGUAAUGAUAUCACAGAUAAUACAUCAUAUCAGAAGCAUUAGCAUAACCUAUUAAUGUAGCGCUACAAACAGAACACAUUCUAUCACAGUAUACUAGCAGUACAAAAUUAAACCAAAGAUACUACCAAUGAACACCUAGGUGGGAGGGAAAAUAUUACUAGAAUUAGGAUUAUUACUGCACUAAAGCUAGGACAUUCUGCUAUUUGUCCACAUGACAGGAGGCUUUAUAUUUUGCUAUUUUAAUGCUCUAACAACGAUAAAGCACCAUGAGGUGAAGCACAAACGUAGAAUGUCCGUUUUUGUGACCAGUUGGUCAUCUGCAUAAUAUCGACCAAGGAAACUCCCGAGUGGAAAGCCUGGACAGAAUGAGCUCUGAAAGAGGGACAAAAUCCAACAUAUCCAAUGAGAAAGGGUGGCAACUGAUACUUGUUUGUGUGGUUGGACAUGAGAGAGGUGUGGUUGACCCAUUUGAGAAGAACGAGGGGUUCUAGUUACCGCAACAUAAUAUUGAAGUACCCUAACCAUGCAGACAUUAUUAUUGUCUAGAAAAAACGGAUAAAAAAGCAUCAACAAGUCUGACUUAGUAUGGUGAAAAAUAGAGAACGCGACCCUUGUUAGAGAAAAUGGCAUCAACAUCGAACGCAUGGACUUCAGACACACAACGAAAUUACAAUAGACAAAAGUGUAAAUCUGAUCAAUACUUGCUGUGAUCACCCUUUGCAUUCAAAAUAUCAAUUCUUCUAGGUACACUCAGAGACUCUAAUAUUAAAGCACAAAUCCUUUAUGUAGAAAAAUAUGAUUUCAAAUUUUACGUAUGCAUAUACUUCUAGGAAAAAGAUACACAUCCAACCAAUGUCUUGAGGGGGGAAUGAGUUUCCACCUUAAACAUUUCAUAUUUACAUGUUUAAGAGAUACUGAUUCAAAGGCAGAGCACAAGCGUAAUGGGCUAGAAGAAGCUCACAGAGAAGAAUAUAAGUUUUUAAACCAAAUAUUGCUUUAAAUUUAUACAUUUUCUUGGAAUUAAGGAAGCACCGUGUGCAAGUAAUUAUUUAUUUUAUUACAUGCUGAGCUGUUAUUGCCUGGUACAAUAAUAGAUAUGUUUCUCUGAUUCACUGUGAUAAGUGUAACAUAGAAAUGUGAGUCCAUUUUGUGUGUGGAGUUAAAAACAUCUCUGAAAAGACCCAUUAGCUGGCUUGAAGAUUUCUUAUUCUAAAAACAAUUUUAAACUGAGAUAUAUUAACAAAGUUUGUGACAAGUCACAUGCUAUCAAGGUUUGUAUUUACUUUUUUUAAGUAUAAGAUUGGCAACAGAUCCCAAAUGUUGUUGUUAGGUUUUUGUUUUUAUUUCUCUAAUUGAAUUGCAUUAUACUUUCUGCAUUUUAAAGAAAUAAAACAAUUUUCUGCAUUAUACUCUCAUUUUUUUUUUUUAACCUAAAUUGUAUUUUUAUUUGUAUUUCCAUUCCACCAGUUUUUGUCUAUUCUAUACCUAAUGUCACAGUACCUAAUGUCACCUUGUUGUUUUCUUUAAGGGAUGUUUUCCAUGUUUUGGACCUCAUGAAAAUGGAUAUGGUUAACUAUACUAUCACCAACAUAAGACCACAACUUCAGCGGCAGUUGGUAGAAUAUGAAAGAGUAAAGUUUCAGGAGAUACUUGAAAAAACACCAGGUAAUCCGAUUGUUCCAUAACUAAUGUGUUAUAAGAUGUGUUCUAGAGCUUUUCUUUUCAGAGGCAAUUCUCUUUCUGAAGUUGUGCUUUUAGUCCAAUAAUACCAAAGUCAAGUGAAAGGGAACACAUUAAGCAUAUAAUGUCUGCAGGCUGGACAAAGGACAUAUUCUGAUCUUUCCAUCUGUCCCACGCCUGAAUCCCAUGCGUUUUCCAUCUGUCCCAUGUCUCUCAGCCACCUACACAGCUUGCUGGUGAUGGAACUAUUGUAACUAUUGUACAGCCUUUGGUGGUGCGGGAGGGAACACUACUGGAUGUGAAUUGCUUAGCACUCCCUGCUGCUAGAUGGAGGGAGCACUACUGGAUGUGAAUUGCUCAGCACUCCCUGCUGCUAGAUGGAGGGAGCACUACUGGAUGUGAAUUGCUUAGCACUCCCUGGUGCUAGAUGGAGGGAGCACUACUGGAUGUGAAUUGCUCAGCACUCCCUGCUGCUAGAUGGAGGGAGCACUACUGGAUGUGAAUUGCUCAGCACUCCCUGCUGCUAGAUGGAGGGAGCACUACUGGAUGUGAAUUGCUCAGCACUCCCUGCUGCUAGAUGGAGGGAGCACUACUGGAUGUGAAUUGCUCAGCACUCCCUGCUGCUAGAUGGAGGGAGCACUACUGGAUGUGAAUUGCUCAGCACUCCCUGCUGCUAGAUGGAGGGAGCACUACUGGAUGUGAAUUGCUCAGCACUCCCUGGUGCUAGAUGGAGGGAGCACUACUGGAUGUGAAUUGCUCAGCACUCCCUGCUGCUAGAUGGAGGGAGCACUACUGGAUGUGAAUUGCUCAGCACUCCCUGCUGCUAGAUGGAGGGAGCACUACUGGAUGUGAAUUGCUCAGAACUCCCUGGUGCUAGAUGGAGGGAGCACUACUGGAUGUGAAUUGCUCAGCACUCCUUGCUGCUAGAUGGAGGGAGCACUACUGGAUGUGAAUUGCUCAGCACUCCCUGCUGCUAGAUGGAGGGAGCACUACUGGAUGUGAAUUGCUCAGCACUCCCUGCUGCUAGAUGGAGGGAGCACUACUGGAUGUGAAUUGCUCAGAACUCCCUGGUGCUAGAUGGAGGGAGCACUACUGGAUGUGAAUUGCUCAGCACUCCCUGCUGCUAGAUGGAGGGAGCACUACUGGAUGUGAAUUGCUCAGCACUCCCUGGUGCUAGAUGGAGGGAGCACUACUGGAUGUGAAUUGCUUAGCACUCCCUGGUGCUAGAUGGAGGGAGCACUACUGGAUGUGAAUUGCUCAGCACUCCCUGGUGCUAGAUGGAGGGAGCACUACUGGAUGUGAAUUGCUUAGCACUCCCUGGUGCUAGAUGGAGGGAGCACUACUGGAUGUGAAUUGCUUAGCACUCCCUGGUGCUAGAUGGAGGGAGCACUACUGGAUGUGAAUUGCUCAGCACUCCCUGGUGCUAGAUGGAGGGAGCACUACUGGAUGUGAAUUGCUCAGCACUCCCUGCUGCUAGAUGGAGGGAGCACUACUGGAUGUGAAUUGCUCAGCACUCCCUGGUGCUAGAUGUAGGGAGCACUACUGGAUGUGAAUUGCUUAGCACUCCCUGCUGCUAGAUGGAGGGAGCACUACUGGAUGUGAAUUGCUCAGCACUCCCUGGUGCUAGAUGGAGGGAGCACUACUGGAUGUGAAUUGCUCAGCACUCCCUGGUGCUAGAUGGAGGGAGCACUACUGGAUGUGAAUUGCUUAGCACUCCCUGGUAGUGGAAGGAGUUAGUUCCACUGGUUGAGAGUUGCUUACCACUACCCUGUAAUGGAGGUAGAGAUCCACACUGUGUGAGAAUUGCACAGGACACACUUGUGCCUGGAAGCAGAAGGCAAGAAUGGCUUUAAUUCUCUUAUCCUGUAGGGAUAACAGCCAACACACCCCAAUGUUAAUUUGUUUUCAGAUGAAAUUCGGAUAUUAUUUUUGUUUCGGAAUUUCAUUCGGACAAAUAAAAUUCCGAACCAUGCGCCAGCUACAUUUUGCGCUGUUAAGCAGAUAACUACCUAAAUUGGUACACUUGUGGGAUUGCUUUAUUAAAGGGUACCAAAUUAGGGAGCUGUUUAGUAGAUGGCUCCCUAAUCCUUGUGGAAUUGCCAUUAUACAAAAAAGGAGCUAUCUACUAACUGAAAUAUCAGCAUUACCAAUUGCUUCUGUAUGUAAAUGCUUAAUUUUGCUUCAAUAAAGCGAACAAAAUUAAAAAAAAUUAUUAUGUGAUGAAUUAUAAUUAAAACCUAACACAACAAUAAUUCUCUCCCUUUAGAUGCUCUCAAUCAGACAACAGAGUGGAUUAAGGAAUCUCUUAAAGAUGCUCUAGAAAAAACAUCCCAACAAACUGCUUCUGGCGCUAAUGGGGUAUCAAUGGAUAAUUUAAGUCCAACUUUGGUGCUAAACAGUGGCUACUUGAAACUUCUACAGGCGGAAUAUCACAGCGCUAUACCAGAGGUAAUUGAAAAACUGGGUGAUGGAGCCAGUGGUUGUGUGGGGUUGUCCCUUUACAAAGAUUUUGUAAAACAAACAUUUCUGUACUUCAGAUGUAUACACAGCAUUGCCUGGCAUGCAAAAAUAUAAUGAUUUCACAAUAUUGAGAUUUACUGGCCCGGAGGCGAUUCUAAGUAGGCCAUAAACUGCAACAUGUUAGCCUACUUGGAAAAUAUUAUUUUAUCCUGAAUUUUGCAGGUUUGAAAUCUAUGCAUUGCAACUAACUAGUGAGGAAGUCUUCAGAUUUUACCUAUGUGUGUAUAUAUAUUUUCAUCAUAUAUAUUUUGGAAAGUAAAAAUUGGUAAACAAAAUUUAGUUGAGUAUUUUAUUUGUAUUUAUUUUUAAUUCACUCAAGGAGCAUUCACACAAAAUAUGUAUUCCAUUUCCCUAAAUGAAACAAAAGUGACAAUUCCAAAUUUAAAACCAAAUUGGGAGCAUAGCUGACUUGGAGUAUCCACUUUGAAUUCCAAACCAUUCUCACAUUAGUGAAUAACUCUGUCAAUGUAGUAUUAAAAAGAAAUGGUCAUUUCAGUGGCAACUAAAGUUACAAGAUCACAUCUCAUUCACAUUUUUGCUUUCAUUUCACAUAUAUAUUUUUCUUUCUUCUUUUUCUUUCCAGACGCUUAUUACAGAUGACUCGCGUAUUCAGGAGUUGAAGCUGAAACUCUUGCAGGUUAAGCUUACCGCCUGCAUUUGCCUCAUUACCCAGAAUGCAAUGGGGCCUUACUGCACAAACGGAUUGACUGACACCAUAAAAGAAAUUACAAAGGUUCUUCUGCAGGGAAUGAACAGCAAGUGAGUUGCAUCUUUCAGUUUGGAAUGGGGAGGAAGACAGUUCUCUCUUUAAUGUUGUAAACAUCUCCUUGGGAUUCCUCUAUAACACUUAGCUUGACAUUGGCUCAUCCUAUCUAAUCAGGAAACUGAUCUAUAAUGAGUGUGGUAUCUUUCAUUUGUUAUCUUUGUCAGAAAGUGAUCUAUAAACUCACAGUGCACCCUUAUCACCUUAUUAUCUGGGUAACAUACUGAUCUUGGUGGCACAUUCAGUGCCUUCUCUUCUACUCCUUGGUGUCUAGGCAGGAAAACCAACCGUCUCACCCUUAGGUUAGGGAUCUGGGUUUUAUUUUUGUUAGUUUUCUGACAUUUUUUUUACUUUAGCAAUGCAUAGUUUAGCAGACAGGUUGACUCAAACAUUUCACAAGAGUAUACGCGUCAAUACAAAAUGUUAGAAAAGUAGGAAAUGUUGAUGGUACUGCACUAAGGAUCUUUUAUUUUUUUUCUACUAAGUAUACUCUGAGUAUGUUCUGUCUAUUUCUACUGAUGUGUCUGUUAUUGGUGAAUAACUGUAGGCUAGACUAUUAAAAUUCAUACAUAGUACUAGCUUAGCCCAUGAGUGUAAUGGUGGGAGCACAGUGGAACACAAUUUUUUUAAUUUUAUUUUUACGAUACAAGUGCAGCCAAGCAGUGUAAGUCAGUCACUAUUUGUGAGUUUCUAGUUAGUUGAUUAGUGAUUUCUAUCUAUUGUAGCCAGAGUUGUGCUACACACUUGUGAGCACACUGCCCAUUGACUGUCGGUGAUAAGAUCCUUUAGUUAAAAUGUUUAUCGUAAGUGCAGAGUUAGAAGAAAUGGUCUGUUGUGUAUUAUUCGUUGUGCUAAUGUGUCCAUUAUCAAUUCUGUUUUCAGGACGUUUAAUUUGAAGGAGACACUGGAUGCAUUAAGUAUUAAGGUCUGCUCAGAGAUGAAUAAAUCAUUGACGGGGAGAGAGUUAUCCCCACUCAGUACAGAGGCGCAGUCUUUCUUGGUUGGACAGAUCUGCAGCAUCACUGAAAAAGAUCAUCCCAUCUGCAACUUAAUUGGUAAUACAUUACAUACAUUUCUGUCUUUCAUAGCAUUAUUGAGCAUUCUUACAAUCCUAAUGUAUAUGUAACAAAGACAUCCUUCCCAGGGCAUAUGAAACACACACACACUGCUCAUCUUCAUUUAAAGUGACACUAUUGUGAAUAUGGAUUUAGUUUAAAUCAAGAUGUUAUUUUUGCAGUUUGGUACUUUCUGCAAAUCCCUAGAGUUCUGGCAAGACUUUGUAGUAGUUGAAGCUGUCAGACAAUCCUAGUCUUUCUCUUGUUUGUCAUGGAAGAUCUGAGAAUAUCCUGUAAAUUUAUAGUAAGUGGGGGUGUUUAUAUUUCAGUAUUUGGGAACAGUUGCACUCAUCAGGAUUUAUACAUAGAGCUCAUAGCAGCUGUAGAGUAGUUUAUCCAGGGUUUCUUCUAUAAAUAGGUUUAAAGGAACCAUGUCACAGAUGGAUGCAUUGUCCUUUUAAUUAUUCGUCCAUGUGUCAGUGUUUUCAUUAAGAGAGGCGAGAGCAAAAAAUCAAACACUUUAAUUUUCAUUGUUAUUAUAAUUUGUUUAAUGUUAAAGUGAUACUACAGUCACUAGAACUAUAGUCUGCCUGGAGACGCUGAAUUUUCCUCAUAGAGAUGCAUUGAUUCAAUGUAUCUCUAUGAGGAGGUCCUGGUUGGCUAAAACGGUGUUUGGCCUGCCCCCCUUGCCGGUUUUAGCCAAUGGAAAAGCAGUAGAUUGGCUAAAAAUCAGCUUUUUUGAUGAUGUCACCAAGGGGGCGGGGCCAAUGCCAGUGGACCCGUGGAGAGCUGGAAAUAAGGUACGUUUUAACCCAUUCUGAGGGGGCUAAGAGGGAGGCAAGCCACCUGAAUGGUGGGUUUUCAUUAUAGGGUCAGGAAUACAUGUUUGUGUUCCUGACCCUAUAGUGAUCCUUUAAGAUAUAUCCAGGACUCUUCACUAAAAUGAGAAUUCAAAGUGAAUUUGGAAUUUAACGUCAAAGUAGCUGAACUGAAAGCAUAGAUGGAUUUUCCAGUUUGGCUAUUUUAACCUUAAAUUUGAAAUUCACUUUCAAUUCUCACUUUAGUAAAUAUAUUAAAAUUUUUAAUAUCUGCAACAAUGUUAUUAUUAUUGUGAUUGUUCCUGCUUUAAGAUACAUUUCAUUUCCUACAUGCUGUAUUACCUAGAAAUGAUGGAACCAUGAAUCAAACUUGAGAGGAUAAAAACAAUCAAAACAAGCAAGAGUCUGUUGGGUAGAGCUAUGGACAUUGAUAUGUGGGAUAUCAUAGCUGUGGCAUUGAAGACAAGUCUGGGUGUUUUUUUGGUGGAGGCAGGUUUCCCUCAGAUAUUUACAAUAAAGGGAGCCCUACAAAACUGUGAAAAUCCCAUUUCAAUGAGCAAAUUGAUCUUCCUGUACCAAGUGCUGUGCAGACGAAUAGUGAAUGUAUAGAUAAGGAGUUACUGCAAUUAUUAUUAUUAUUAUUUUUUUUUUUUUUACUUAUUUCAGCCAAUCCAUGGCUGGCAGUUAUAACCGUAACCAUUCUGACCCUUCCAAUACUCCCUAUGCCUGCCCUCUAAUGCCAUGCGAGCUUAAAUGUUACACAACAUAAUACAGAUGUGACCAUUUGCAAUGCAUGAUUGGGAGUGCCCAUUAGCAGUCAAAACCACUAGCCAGGAACAACUGCUGUAAUUAAAAAUAAUUAAUCAUGUUUAUAUUUUGUAGUUACUUGGCAAUGCUAUGUAUAGAUGGAAGAAAUAACUAAUUUCUGGCACUCUUAAUUGGCAGAUUCCCUUUAAACUAUCUUUCUUGCCCUCAAACUUGCAUUCAUUGUUUAAUGAUAGAGCCCAACUAGUCAUUGUUUCCUCCUAGACCUUUUCUGAAUCAAAUGGUCCAUGGCGAUCAAAAACCCAAGCGCUGUAUAGCUUACCACAAUGUCCUUUUAUCAGUAAGGUGAAAUCAAAACCACAUACCAGAAUGUGUAAUGUGGGAAAAACUAGUUGGAGAAAUGGUAGCAUACCUAGAUGAGACUCCACUUGGAAAUAAUAAAGGUUGUAGCUCAGUAAAGGAUGUUUUAUACUGCUUGUAAAAUGUAGUAAGGCCUACCUUAAGAAUAGAUCUGGAUAGUCAGUCUGCACUGUGAUAGCAGGAAAACUAAUUACCCGCUGUCACCAUUUAUGUUCCUAUGAAUAUAUGAAGCAAGUCUAAUCCCAAAAACACAUUUAUUACAUGGAAAUUGGCUCCACUGCCCAAAUACAAAAUAAAUAAAAAAUCACUGUUUAGUAACUACACUUAAUUCACAAUGAAAUGCAUUUAAUUAUACUUUUUUUUUAUUGGGGUUAUAUCUAAAACAGCUUGUAAAACCUGCAGUUCUCCUGUCUGCUGCCUUUGCAAAUCCUCCCCUUCUAACCCCACCCAGACUUUCUGUGGGUGUCAAAUCACAGACUUACCUAUGCAGCUCAAUGAUAAGUAUUUGUAAGGCAAAUGCCUUAGGGAUCUGGAGUGUCCCUUUAAUAAUUCCUCUGUGUAAACCAGGGUGACUAAAAGGUAAAUCCCUAGAUGUUAUAGAACUACAACUCUCAUGAUGCUUUGCAUGCCUUUCCAAUGCCUUUUAGAAUGACAAAGCAUCAUGGAAGCUGUAGUUUGAAAACAUCUGGGGAUCUACCUUUUGGGCACCCCUGGUGUAAACCAUCAAUGCAUUUCCAAAUUUUAAAGCACUGUAUUGAGUUUCCAUUUAUAGAACUUAUUUUCAUUUACAGAGUAAUUUAACUACCUCUUUGCAUAGUCGACUGUCUAAUUAUUAUUAUUUUCUUUUCUUUUGUAGAAAAGCGGAUCAAUGAGUAUUUAAAUAUAUUCCUUUGUCUUCCUUAUCCAUACAAGCGUGUCCCUAAGAUUCCUGGAGGUCUCACGUCUGUUGGUCAAGAGUUGGAAUUUAUAGCAGUUCAUUACGCCAACGUUGUGAAUCUUAACAAACAAGUGUAUGGACCAUUUUAUGCUGGUAUCUUCCGGAAGCUGCUUUUUAGUGAUGUACCAGAGGCAAAGCCUGAAACCGUGUCAUAAUAAUUUUUCAUAAGUUACGAUUAAUAAAUUACUGCACAUCAUUUUGUAAAUAUAUGUAUCUUAACUGAUUGCCUAUUUGAAAAAGGCAAUAAGAGAAAUGACCUUUAUGAAUUAAAAGUUUAGCUCUACCCAGAUGAGUAGAGUUGAAUUUGUUUAAAUUGUGCCCAUAGGCACAAAGAUAUAUAGACUGAAAGACGAUGUCACUGGGUGAUGCCAUUUCUGCUUCUGGGUUUUUAUAGAAUACAGUGACUUGCUCUUGUUUUUCUGUAGAGCAUUCAGACUGGGGUAGUCAGUCUGCUGCUCUCCAGACAUUCUACAACUUCCAUAAUUGUUAAGAAGUUAAAUAUUCACGAGUUGCCAGUUCACUUAUCCCAGUUUUAGACUAUUUUGUUCUUUUAUCCCACGGAUAAUGAAUGAAGACAAUUUCACUGUAUAGUUUUUUUUAAAGCUUAAAGGGACACUCCAGGCAUCAAUACAACAUUGAUGAUUUUAAUAGGUUUUGACCACAUUAAAGGAAAACUAUAGCGUUGGGAAUACAAAAAUGUACUCCUAACACUAUAGUGUUCAGCUAAUUAAUUAUGUAUCUACGCUGGUCUCUGCACUGUUGUCCUGCGUUCUUGGCUGAGAUUAUGAGUCUUGAUGUUCUGAGCAAAUCCAGUCAUUCUCCAAGGGAAACAUUAGAAGACUAGUACGCAUGUGCAAUAAAUUGCAAGUCUGCGCCAGUCAGCGUUCCAUAGAAGCGAAUGCAUUUCUAUGUGGAGCAUGCAGCGUCUCCAUACAGAGCGUGGAGGUCCUGCAUAAAGUAUAGGACCACAUCAAGAAAGUACCUCUCGUGGCUGUCCAAGUGACAGCCACAAGAGGUGUACUUAGGAAGAAAUGUAAACUCUGCCUUUUCUCUGUAAAGGCAGCAUUUACACUGCUGACCUUUCAGGGACCGACUAUAUGCCCCAGAACCUCUACAUUAAGUUGAAGUGGUUCUGGUGACUAGUGUCCCUAUAAUAUGCUGUAUUGUUUUUGCAUGUUCAAUAUUUUUUGGUGAAUACACAAAAGGAUGAAUGUUUUGCAGCAUGGUGCUCCUGGAAGCCUACACACAACUCUACCCUAAACAGCACCGAGUGAGUUGACUUUAAUUUCAAUUGGCUGCCCACAGACGGAGAAACUACAGAUAAUGAUAUCCUUACUAUAUGUCUCCCUGGGUGUCCUCUCCUAAUGCAGGUUGCUUGUAGAUCAGAUCAUUCAGUACUGUCAGUGACUGAUCUGUCUGCAUACAUUCGAUCAGGAAGUAUUUUUCUGUAGUAAAGGUGGUGUGGCUAAAGAGGCAGGCUUCUUGCGCUGCAUUUAUUUUUUUGUGCAAAAACUAUAAAUAUUUGGGCAUGUAAAAAAUAAAUACAGCAUAUUAAUGAUCCAAAACCUAUGAAUACUUUCAAGUUUUAUCGGUGGCCAUAAAGUCCUUUUUAAUGAAGAAGUGUUUGUUUAGCAUUUUGAAAUGAGCUCACUUGAGCUCAUUCCUAUUAUAUAAAAUAUCAAAACACUUGAUUUUUUUGGCAUUAUAUGGACUUUAAAGAAUAAUGUAAAAUUAUUUUAUUGUAUUUUUUUUUUUUUUUUACAUUGUAACUAUAGUAGUAGAUGGUUAUAUCUAACUGGGCAUUUCCUAGUUUAACGUUACAAAAAGCGACAUUGUAUUCAUCUUCCAUGCAAAAAAGCAAACUGUCUGAACUUCUGCCAUCUUUCCUUUUGAUAUUAUUAGAAGACAAUAUCCACAUAUUAACGGUUUUUUGUUUUGUUAUUUUUAGCAUUGAACAUAUAUUCACAUUUCUGCAGGUUCAUGAUCUAUCCAUACUCAAUAAUCCGCUUUCUGAAACUAAAUCAGUUUUGUUUGUGUUAACUUGCAUGUGUAGCAGUUACGUGGGCUCUUUCUGUGUAUUCUUUGGGUCCAUUUUGUGUUACAGCUUUACUGAUAUUUGUGCAACACCAUAGCUAAAUAAAGUUUUUAUAUAUGGGUUCUGCUUUUUUCCCCUUAACUUUUGAGCUUUUUAUAUGUUUAAAUUUACUUUGUACCUUGCCCGCCAAUGCAAUAGCUUGUAAUUAAAUUUAAAUCAAAGAGGCCGUACAUGCAGGAUUAAUCACAUUUAAAACUUGCCUACAUUUGUGCAGCAUUUCUCUGCAGAAGCCUCAACUCACUUAAAUGUGCUCGGAAAACCAUAGGGUGAUGAAGUCGCCCUGGCGGUAGAGGUUCUCUAGAGGUACCGUAUAUGUGCUUUAUACUUACCCAUUCUGCAAUGCUAGCCCCAGUAAGAGUUUUGAUAAUUCUUUAACCAGCCUGCUCUGAAGUCCUCAUGUUUUGGUGACAAUGCAGUUUUCUCAGGAUCUUGUUAGCAAAGGUAGCUGAUAUGGUUCUGAAUUACCAACGCACCAAGUCAUCAUUUGUUUUUGCUUAUGACAGAAGAUCCUUUUAUAGACAUGUCUUAAGACCUCUUGAUGUUCAGUGAUAUCUAUAUUUACCAUCAGGAAAUAUCUGCAGGCCAUACCUUAGCUUUGUAGGAUUCUGUAUUUUAAUCAGUAUUUUAUGUUCUGCACAUCACUCACCUUUUCUAGACAAUUCCCACUGCUUCCUCAUUUUCUGUAUUGAUGGAUUUGUUUUGCUGGUGGUCUUUCAUAUGUAACGUUAUUGUUUUUUUUUAUAUUGUAUUUUAAAUCCUAAAUAGCACACAGAAAAAGUAAGUGUUAAUACUUUGUUACAUGCUUUUUAAUUCUUCUUUAUAUUUUAGGUUGAAUUCUUAUUAUCAAACUUUCAUUGCAUGUUUAAAAAAAAUUUGUGGUGCAUCCUUUAUAUGCCAGUCUUUAUUUUUUAUGGGUUUAAAUAAUUUUAACUAACCUGCACAAGUUAUUUGUUGUCAUCUACAUAUAUUUUAGCAGCAUGCGUGUGAUCUUAUCUUGUUACAUAUGUGAUGUUAUUCAGCAGAACCUUUGAAAUCCUCGUGUUUCCUUUGUGGUAAAGUCCAAGCGAGUGUAGAUUGUAAUUGCAAGCUGCCUUGGUAUCUUGAACAAUAUAGGUCACGGUCAUCUGCUAUGUCCGAGGCAGUCACUGCGAUCUUAUAUUGAUUAUAAAAAAAGUCCAGAUUGUAAGUGAGACUCGUGAGUCCAUUGACCAAUCAGGCUGGUCAUUGCUGCAAGACUGUAGUAUUAGGUCAAUGUAUAUUUUUACAUUUUAACAGCAUUUUUAUAGCUUAUCGUGUAUAACCAUCACACGGCUGUGUUUAUGAUUUGUCAGACAUACAAAUCUAUGUACUACAAAGGGUGUCCUUGAAGAAUUUCAAAAUACUUCUGGUGCUGUUGAACUUUUUUGACUGAAAAAAAAGAUGUCUGCUCUGGUACAAACCAUGUUGAAGAGAGGCACAUUUUUGUUUUUUAAUUAAAAAAAGUUUUUCAAAGAAAGGCUAUACAUUUGCUAGUUUUUGUAUGUCAACCAUCUUUACUAAUGCAAUAAAAAAUAUAUAUGUAUAUUCAA
Messenger RNA from Pelobates cultripes (western spadefoot toad), 24955 nucleotides. The record is from the annotation of a GenBank genome assembly. Lineage: Eukaryota; Metazoa; Chordata; Amphibia; Anura; Pelobatidae.